GAGAGAGAGAGAGAGAGAGAGAGAGAGAGAGAGAGAGAGAGAGAGAGAGAGAGAGAGAGGAGUACACUGCUGAGGGAGCCUGUCUCCUGUCACACGUGUCUGCCCUCACCUCCUCUGUACUCUAGCUUCACAGGAGACAUACUGCACUCAUCACAUCUGGACCUACAGGACGUCUAUGAGAUCUGGCCUCUCAAUCUCUACACCUCUUUUCUGAUUAACCUAAUCUACAAAGAAUCUGAUCCAAAUACAAAGCCUUCCGAGGGAAACUCGAUGGCAGAGGUUGUGGAAACACUUGGAAAGAAUACAAUGAUACAUGCUGUAUGAAGUGAAAGAAUAUCUUUCCUGGGGGGGAAAUGGUGUGUUUGAAAGGCACUCUACGGGGCUCAUCGUAUCCACACUCUACGGGGCUCAUCGUAUCCACACUCUACGGGGCUCAUCGUAUCCACACUCUACGGGGCUCAUCGUAUCCACACUCUACGGGGCUCAUCGUAUCCACACUCUACGGGGCUCAUCGUAUCCACACUCUACGGGGCUCAUCGUAUCCACACUCAAGGCCCCGCUGGUUGGGGAGGGACUCAGUGAUUUAGACACAGUGUCCAAUGUGGACGAGCUGGUGGAGCUGUUGUACCCAGAGUACAGUCUGGUGCAGCAUUGCCUACGUAGGAAAACCCAGCGCACCUCCACUCCUCUCCAUCCUGAAGACGACGUCUGGGCCUGGGGCAAGCCCAGGGAGGGGGCACUGUACAAGUCUGACGACGGCACCUUUGACGUUAUUCUGGAGGAGAUCCAGCGUACCAUGUGCAGUCCUCGGGAGGUGUGUCUGGAGGUGUCUAAAGAGUACCCAGAGAGCACACGUCACUUCUACAUGCCUCGCUGUGUGUCUGUGCACCGCUGUGGGGGCUGCUGUACCCACGAGGGUCUGUACUGCACCAACACCAGCCAUACUUACAGCAACAAGACGCUGCUGGAGAUGACUCACCGUGAACACUCUGUGGUGAUGGUGGCGUUCGUCAACCACACAUCCUGUGAGUGUCUGUCCAAGAGGCCCCAGCACUCUGUCAUCAGGAGGGCUGCUGCAGCCCACCUCACCGUGUGUUCUCCGCCAGAUGUUCCCUGCAGUACAGGACUGGUCUGGGACCCCACCAGCUGCCUGUGUGUUCCCAUGGACACAAGCUUCUUCUCUGAGAGAGAGCUGGAACCCCUGGAGUCGGCCUUGCUGGCGCUGUGUGGCCCAAACAAAGUCCUGGACGAGGACAGCUGUGAGUGUGUGUGUGAGAACGGUCUGACAGAGGCCAGCUGUGGGCCGGGCUGGCGUCUAGACCAGGUGUCCUGUGAGUGUCUCUGUGAGGACCAGCCCGCCCCGGGGACCUGCCCUCCCAACCAACGCUGGGACCCAGAGCUGUGUGGCUGUGUGUGCCGGGCAGAGUGCCCCCGUAGCCAGCCUCUCAACCCAGAGACGUGCCUGUGCCAGUGCAGGGAUAGCCCUCAGACCUGCCUGCUAGAGGGCAAGAGGUUCAACGCACACAACUGUAGCUGUUACCGGCUGCCCUGCAGAAAGCCACACAACAGCUGUCCAACAGGCUUCUACUACAGCCACUACGUCUGCCAGUGCAUACCCAACCACAUGAGGUCAGGGGAGUGGAACUGACAAAGCUGGCAUUACCAGCACUGGUGCCAAACUCUAGGGUCAAUGUACUGUAACUGUAUGGUGGAAACGAGGCGGUGUGUUUGCAAUGUAGAGCCGGUAGAUGGAGGCUAGAAUAGGGGAAUGUUUUUUUAAUGAAUUCUCCUGAUAGGCCGCGAGGCUCUCCAUCGUCAGACCAGGGAACAUACAAUGAAGCACACAACGAUGCAGUCAUCUAUAUACUGCAGGUCAUGGUCAGAAUCAUGGACAUUAUUGACAUUGCCUCAGAUUCAUUAUGUGUGGCUGUUAAAAUGAAAAAAAAUAUUCAUUCCAUAAAAUGAAAUAAUUUUUAGAUUAUCUGACAUUGAUAUUUAUUGCAAGUGACCCUGCAGCUCUCCGAGAUGACGAUGACGUAACUGGGAAGAAACGCCCUGACAUGAGAAGGAAGACAAAAUACUGAAAUGUAAAGCCCAUGCAUAUACUGUAUUGUACAAAACGUGUGACUGUAGUCAGUGGUGUCUGUGAAUGAAAAGUGUGUUUUUAAUGUCAUAUCCUAUUUGUAUUGUAUUUAAAAUACACGCUAUUGAUAAAAUAAAAUACAAACUUGA
Messenger RNA from Oncorhynchus keta (chum salmon), 2232 nucleotides. RefSeq names its product vascular endothelial growth factor C-like. The record is from RefSeq and is a predicted model, not a curated record. The transcript is spliced from 7 exons. The coding region runs from base 314 to 1648 and encodes 444 amino acids. NCBI's taxonomy places the organism in Eukaryota, Metazoa, Chordata, Actinopteri, Salmoniformes, Salmonidae. Gene Ontology annotation, cellular component: membrane. Gene Ontology annotation, biological process: positive regulation of protein phosphorylation; positive regulation of angiogenesis; positive regulation of endothelial cell proliferation. Gene Ontology annotation, molecular function: vascular endothelial growth factor receptor 3 binding; growth factor activity; chemoattractant activity.